Messenger RNA from Pelecanus crispus (Dalmatian pelican), 1404 nucleotides. Lineage: Eukaryota; Metazoa; Chordata; Aves; Pelecaniformes; Pelecanidae. The record is from RefSeq and is a predicted model, not a curated record.
AUGGGGUCCUGCCCACAGGUUACAGUCCUUCACGAACUGUACCAGCAUGGGUCCUUUCUCACGGGAGGGCAGAUGAUUUCAGGUGAAGACUGUGAAUUUAUUCAAAGAUUUGAACAGAAGAGAAAUCCAGAAGAAAAACAGGAGUUGUUGCAAACAGAAGGCUAUCAAUGUGCUAAAACAUUUAUAAACCUUAUGACUCAUAUCUCCAAGGAACAGACGGUUCAGUACAUUCUGACUAUGGUUGAUGAUAUGCUGCAAGAAAAUCAUCAGCGUGUUUGUAUCUUCUUUGAUUAUGCAAAACGUGGUAAAAACACUGCAUGGUCCUAUUUUCUGCCGAUGUUGAAUCGACAAGAUCUUUUCACUGUGCAUAUGGCAGCAAGAAUUAUUGCCAAACUGGCUGCGUGGGGGAGGGAACUUAUGGAAGGCAGUGACUUGAAUUAUUAUUUCAACUGGAUUAAAACUCAGCUCAGUUCACAGAAACUACGUGGUACAGGGGGUUCUGUGGAAACAGGAGCAGUCUCCACAAGUGAUAGUUCCCAGUAUGUACAAUGUGUUGCUGGAUGUCUGCAGCUGAUGCUCAGGGUCAAUGAAUACCGCUUUGCGUGGGUAGAAGCAGAUGGAGUAAAUUGUAUCAUGGGAGUCUUGAGCAACAAAUGUGGCUUCCAGCUCCAGUAUCAGAUGAUUUUCUGUGUGUGGCUGCUGGCAUUUAGCCCUCAAAUGUGUGAAUAUCUCCGUCGGUAUAAUAUUGUUCCAGUGCUGUCAGAUAUUCUUCAGGAAUCUGUCAAAGAGAAAGUAACUAGAAUCAUCCUUGCAGCAUUUCGGAAUUUGUUAGAGAAAUCUACCGAGAGAGAAACUCGCCAAGAAUAUGCUCUUGCCAUGAUUCAGUGUAAAGUUUUAAAGCAACUAGAGAAUUUGGAUCAACAGAAAUAUGAUGAUGAAGACAUAAGUGAAGAUAUCAAAUUUCUACUGGACAAGCUUGGUGAGAGCGUGCAGGACCUUAGCUCCUUCGAUGAGUAUAGUUCUGAGCUCAAGUCAGGAAGACUGGAGUGGAGUCCGGUACACAAAUCUGAGAAGUUUUGGCGGGAGAAUGCUGUAAGACUAAAUGAGAAGAAUUAUGAACUACUCAAAAUCCUGACAAAACUUCUGGAGGUUUCUGAUGACCCACAAGUGCUGGCUGUAGCUGCUCAUGAUGUGGGAGAAUAUGUACGACACUAUCCCCGUGGGAAACGAGUGAUUGAACAACUUGGUGGUAAACAGCUGGUAAUGAACCACAUGCAUCAUGAAGACCAACAAGUUCGUUAUAAUGCACUACUGGCUGUGCAGAAGCUGAUGGUUCACAACUGGGAAUACCUUGGAAAGCAGUUGCAGUCAGAACAACCUCAAACGGCCACCGCACGGAGCUAA